AUGGCCAACAAGGUGGAAAAUGAGCCGACGGUCCUCGCACCGGAUCAAAACCACUCCCACUCAGGCGACGAAACAGAAACAUCUACAGUCGUCGACGCUCACCCCUCACUGAUACAUGGAUACGACGACGACAACGACCUCGAAGCGGCAAGGUACGGAACCACGCUUGGCCAUGACGUGGAAAAGACCGCCACCAACGUCAGCCGGCGGAGCGUCCUGAGUAGGCUGUCGCGGCGCAAGACCAACAAGGAGUCGCUGCCGCCGCCGGUGCUGCCUCUCAUGGACAUUGACCGCGGCGUCGUCGGCUGGGACAGCCAGGACGACCCCGCCAUGCCCCUCAACUUUACGCCGUUCCGCAAGUGGCUCAUGAUUGCGCUGCUAUCCGCCAUCACCUUCAUGACACCGUGGUCCUCGUCCAUUCUCGCGCCCGCGCUCGGCCAGCUCCGCGCCGAGUUCCACGUCAGCAGCGCGACCCUCGCCGCCAUGCCCGUGAGCAUCUUCCUGCUCGGCUACGCCGUCGGCCCGCUGGUGCUGUCGCCGCUGUCGGAGCUGUACGGCCGCAACGUCGUCAUGCUGGCCUCCAACCUCGUAUUUUGCCUGUGGCUCAUUGGCUGCGCGCUCGCCCCCUCCAUUGACGCCCUCAUCUUCUUCCGCUUCAUGUGCGGCGUUGGGGGCUCCGCCUGCCAGACCGUUGGCGGCGCCAUCAUCUCGGACCUCUUCCCCAUCAGCCAGCGCGGCAAGGCCACCACCGUCUGGAUGAUGGGGCCCAUCCUCGGCCCCUCGCUCGCGCCCGUCGUCGGCGGCUUCGUCGCCGAGACGAUUGGCUGGCGCUGGACCAACUGGAUCUCCUUCAUCCCCGGCAUGCUCGUCGUCGCCUGCAUGCUGUUUGGCAACAAGGAAACCAAUGCCCGCGUGCUAAUACGCAUCAAGACGGAAAGGUUGCGCAAAGAGCUCGCCCGCCCAGAGCUUCGCAGCUGCUACGUCGACCCGGAUCAGCCCAUCAUGACCAAGCGCCAGAUCCUGCUCCUCGGCCUCACCCGCCCCAUCAAGAUGCUCUUCCGCUCCGCCAUCCUCUUCAGCAUCUCCGUCUACAUUGCCUUCAACUACGGCUGCCUCUACCUCCUCUUCAACACUAUGCCCACCGUCUUUGGCGGCAACUACGGCUGGUCUCUCGGCGUCUCGGGUCUGCCGUACUUUUCUCUCAUGGUUGGCUACAUCAUCUCCAUCACCAUCUUCGCCAUGGUCUCGGACCGCACCGUUGUGCGCAUGACCAGAGCCAACAAUGGCAUCUACGAGCCCGAGAUGCGAAUCCCCUACUGCACCUACUUUGCCAUGCUCAUUCCCAUCAGCUUCUUUUGGUACGGCUGGGCGGCGGAUAAGCAUGCCCACUGGAUCGUGCCCGUCAUUGGCAUCAUUCCAUUUUCCGCAGGCAUCAUUGGCGUCUGGACCCCGGCCAACGCAUACAUCAUCGACGCCUUCCCCGAGUACGCCGCCAGUGCCUUGGCCGGCUUCGCUGUCAUCCGCUGCACUAUUGGUGCCUUCUUGCCCUUGGCUGCGCCGGCCAUGUACGCCAGCCUCGGCCUCGGAUGGGGUACAUCGCUUCUGGGCUUCAUUUCGCUUGCUUUCGUGCCCGUCCCGUUCCUCAUCUUCCGCUACGGCAAGUGGAUGAGGGAGCGUUGGCCAGUUAAAGCCUAG
Molecule: messenger RNA, 1695 nt
Organism: Cordyceps militaris CM01
Lineage: Eukaryota; Fungi; Ascomycota; Sordariomycetes; Hypocreales; Cordycipitaceae
Product: MFS multidrug transporter, putative
Exons: 2
Coding region: 1-1695 (564 amino acids)
Biological process (GO): transmembrane transport
Molecular function (GO): transmembrane transporter activity
Source: RefSeq, a predicted model, not a curated record